GCAUGUUCAUAUUUGCCAUCAUUCACAAACAUACUGACAACAAACAAAAUCACAGUGAUCUCCAAUCAGAAAUUUCGUUGUUACGAGCAUGUUAAUAUAAGAGUGUGUACAUUUAGACAGAAAGACAUCGUCAACGUUUUCGCGUCUGCUUCUUGUAUUCACUGCAAUGAAACUGAUCAUAUUUCUCAUCUGUCUGUAUCAUGUGAAUUCUGAGAUUAUCAAGAUUCCAUUGCAUCCAGUGACUGGAAUCAGUUCAAUGAUGAAUUCAUAUCGGAGACUGUUCAGGGUAUUCCAACGAAGUUGGAUGAAUUUAUUUAGUGAUGGAGAUACACCAACAUCAGAACCGCUGUAUAAUUAUGACAAUGUUCAGUACUAUGGAGAAUUACUAGUGGGAACGCCACCACAAAAGUUUCGUGUACUCUUCGAUACAGGAUCAAUCGAAACUUGGCUUCCCUCAAGAAAAUGUUGGUUUCUUGACAUUCCGUGUUGGUUCAUUCGAUUCUACGACAGUUCGAAAUCAUCCACCUUCCAGCCGAAUGGUACCAAAUUUAAUAUAAGUUACCUGAUUGGCAGUUACUCUGGAUUUUGGAGUAUGGAUACAAUGCAGAUAAACUCCUUAGUUAUUCGCAAUCAGCCGUUUGCUGAAGUGACAAAUGUGUUUUCGGACGAUUUCUUUGGUAGUAAGUAUGAUGGAAUCGUUGGUAUGUCAAGGAGGAUUGUAUCAAGAUAUGGGAACCUUCCAUUCUUCCCGAAUAUACUCUCUCAAUCAAAGGAUAUGGAUCCAGUAUUUUCGUUUUAUUUGAAUCGGUAGGUUCUGAAUUACAUCGUGGUAGUAUUACACUUGCAAUCAACGGCUCAUAAUAACUAGAUAUGUGAGUAGUGUACUGCUAUUCAUAUCUAUCUGGUGUGACUAAUGUGACUCGAUAUUUAGUUAUUCGGAAUUUAGAUCCACUUAUAAGCAAAUAGAUAAGAUUAUCUUUAUAUAAAUAUAUGAGAUGAAUCUCCGCUGUGAAAUAAAUUCGGAAUCCAAGGAACAAGUAUUAGUUUAAGACCAUAUUCGAAUAAGCGUGUGGAGAAAUACUUGACAAAGUUCAUUUUUCAGGGUGUAUAUGACUCGCUCCAUUUGAGCAAGUUAAUUACGGACACUCAUUGAAUUGCCUCAAUACAGUAAUAUAUCUCCACACAUCCUCCAAUCGAUUCAUAGCUCCAAAGUUGAUUCAUAACUGAGCGAAAAUUAUCCCUGUGUGAAACCAGAAGUAUUGACACCCUCUCUAGAUGUGUUCUCAAGAAACAAUUCACACAGCGAUUAACAGAAUCCGAGAACUUUCAGUGCUCAAAUAUCUUAGGGCUAAAAAUUAAAUCGAAUUCGUUCUUCAGUUUCACCGCAACUGAUGAUAGUGUUUCCUCCAUUUGUCCAGUACGAUCAUUCUCAAUGAAAUGUUCGAAACUGUCCCCGCAUCUGGUGUUACAGACAGCGUAUUCGGGAGGAUUAUUUGUCACGAGUAGUGUCUUCUAGUGCACACUGCACUAGACAUUAUAUAUGAAAAGUAGUACUGCCUGAGAUUAGAAGUCUUACCUUACAUGGUCUUCAUUUGCAACUUAAAUGCCAUUGAAAUGUGGAGUGUUAGAAACAACUAUUGAAUUUUGUGAUUUCAUGCAAAUAUGUGCGUCAUGUCUAUCAUGAUUACUAUUCACAUUAAUUUGGAGAGACAAGAAGUUGAACUCACUUCUAGCCAAGUAAACCAAGCACAGUUUUCGUAUUUUGUAUUUUGUAGGAAGAGUGGUCAUGUUGGCGGAGAGAUGGUGAUUGGUGGUGUCAAUCCUGAAUAUUUUAUUGGAGAUUUCGAAAACUUGCCUGUCGUUUCUGAACACAAUUGGUCUGUUAUAAUCAAAAGGUAGUCGUUUGAUGCUUGAAUGAUUUCAUGGGCAGACAUAUCAUUUUUAUUUCACGUGGAUAUUGAAACCAUAGAAUAUAUGGACUAGUUAUCACAGUUAUGUCUUCUAAGCAAACAUGAAGAUAGCUGGAGCAGACUUUUGCCUUGGAACAUGUAUUGGUAUUAUAGAUACUGGAACGUCUUUGAUACUGGGACAUAGUAGAGCGGUGGAUGUGAUGAAUGAUCAUCUUGGUGCCAGAUGGAGUGGUGAAGGGGAGUAUUCACUCGACUGUAAUUACAUUCACACGCUUCCUACAAUCACGUUUGUCUUCAGGGAGAGGACCUAUGUACUUGACCCGAAGGACUAUGUGCUUAAGGAGGAAAACUGGCUGUAUACAGACUGCACAUCACCUUUUGCCAGCAAUGAUAAAUUACCCUCUGGAUAUUGGGUUCUCGGCGAUGUAUUCAUGAGCAAGUUUUACACUGUAUUCGAUUUGGGUGAGUCACAGAUAAGAUUGGC
Trichobilharzia szidati is the source of this 2394-nucleotide messenger RNA. The record is from the annotation of a GenBank genome assembly. Lineage: Eukaryota; Metazoa; Platyhelminthes; Trematoda; Strigeidida; Schistosomatidae.